UUGCCCUCUAUUGAUAUAGAAGAAAUACAGUGAAGUUAUCUGAAAUUGUCCUUCUCAAAUUCUAACAAGCCCAAGUUUUUUUUUUGUUUUUUUCCAAUCAAAACUCCAACUUCAAAUUUCAAAGUCAAUAUUUAAAAUCUCAUCCAUGUAUGACCUACCACCACGUUAUGCACGUGAUAAUCAACCCACUCCUCUCUGGUCUCCACUACAAAAUACAAAGCUAUGUCAUUCCAAACUCUCAGCCUAUAAUUUGCAUCGCCAUGGAAGCCCAACAAGCUGGAAGCAACACCCUCAACCCCACAACUAUUUUGAUGUUUCCAUGGCUUGGCUAUGGCCAUCUCUCUCCUUACUUGGAGCUGGCCAAAGCUCUAACUAGGUGUAGGAACAACAAAUUUCACAUCUACUUCUGUUCAACCCCUGUUAAUCUUGAAUCCAUUAAACCAAAGCUAAUUCCUUCUUCUUCUUCUUCUUACAUCGAAUUUGUGGAGCUUCAUCUCCCGUCUUCUCCUGAAUUUCCUCCUAAUCUUUACACAACCAACGCCCUCCCUCCUCACCUUACGCCCACUCUCCACCAAGCUUUCGCUGCGGCUGCCCCACGCUUUGAGGCAAUUUUACAAACACUUUCUCCGCAUCUCCUCAUUUAUGACUAUUUCCAGCCUUGGGCUCCUCGCUUAGCUUCCUCUCUCAAUAUCCCCGCCAUCAACUUCAACACCUCUGGAGUUUCCCUCAUUUCUCAUGCAUUUCACUCCAUUCACUACCCCGAUUCUAAAUACCCAGUCUCCGAUUUUGUUCUUCACAAGCAUUGGAAAGCCAAGUUAAACCCUGCCGCCGCUUCAGAACACAGCCGCAGUGUCAGAGAAGCCUUUUUCUAUUGCUUCAAUGCUUCUUGUGAUGUAAUUCUAACGAAUAGCUUCAGGGAAGUGGAUGGGGAACAUAUGGAUUAUCUCUCCCUUCUGUUGAAGAAGAAAGUAAUCCCAGUAGGGCCCUUGGUGUACGAACCGAAUGAGGAGGAUCAGGAAGAUGAAGAUUAUUGGAGGAUCAAGAAUUGGCUGGACAAAAAGGAAGCUCUGUCGACGGUUCUGGUGUCACUCGGAAGUGAAAGUUACGCGUCGGAAGAAGAAAAGGAGGAAAUAGGGAAAGGAUUAGAGGAGAGUGAGGCGAAUUUCAUAUGGGUGGAAAGGAUUAAUAAUCAAAAAGGAGAUGAAGAACAAAAGAGAAGGGAAUUUGUGGAGAGGGCUGGAGAAAGGGCGAUGGUAGUGAAAGGAUGGGUUCCACAGGGAAAGAUACUGAAGCAUGGGAACAUAGGGGGAUUUGUGAGCCAUUGUGGAUGGAACUCUGUGUUGGAGAGCAUCGUGUCUGGAGUACCCAUAAUUGGGGUUCCGAUAACUGGAGACCAACCCUUUAAUGCCGGAGUUGUGAAAGAAGCAGGGGUCGGGGUGGAGACCAAGAGAGAUCCCGACGGCAAAAUUCAAAGACAAGAAGUGGCAAAGCUCAUCAAAGACGUAGUGGUUGAGAAAACCAGAGAAGACUUGAGGAUGAAAGUAAGAGAAAUGAGUGAGAUUUUGAGGAGAAAACGAGAGGAGAAGAUUGAUGAGAUGCUGGCUCAAAUUUCUCUCUUACGUAACAUUUGACAAACAUCAAUACUUGGUGUGCACGUGCCUGAUGCACCCUUCUUUUAGUCCAUUUAUCUAAGAGUAAAAAGUUUCAAUAAGACCACGUCCUAUCCCUACUUAAAACAUAAUAGAUCAAUGGAAUAAACAAAGUGGGUUCAUUUGAUUAUUUUGCACUCUACCCCACAUCCAAAUUUGUAAUGAAGUAAUGUAUUAAUAAAUAGUAUUCAAUUCGAUUACACUUGAAAA
Molecule: messenger RNA, 1859 nt
Organism: Benincasa hispida (wax gourd)
Lineage: Eukaryota; Viridiplantae; Streptophyta; Magnoliopsida; Cucurbitales; Cucurbitaceae
Source: RefSeq, a predicted model, not a curated record